CGCCGAGCGCGGAGCGGAGCCGGAGCCGUAGCUCUUCUGCCCACUUGUAAGUGCAACUGGUAUGGGUAAUGGUGUGAGAGAAGGUCAAGUGGAUUUCCAACGGCAGGAUGUGGAGCCAGUUACAUCAACCCAUCUCCCAUCAGAGGGUAACCAGGAGAAGAAGAAAGUACUCAACUCCCUGAUGUCUGGUGCAUUGGCUGGUGCUGUUGCUAAAACUGCAGUAGCUCCACUGGAUAGGACAAAAAUCAUGUUUCAAGUGUCUUCGAAAAGAUUUUCUGCCAAGGAAGCCUACAGGCUGAUUUAUCGCACCUACCUCAAUGAAGGCUUCUGGAGUCUCUGGCGGGGGAACUCAGCCACCAUGGUCCGCGUGAUCCCUUACGCUGCCAUUCAGUUCUGUGCGCACGAAGAGUACAAGCAGCUCCUGGGGAGUUACUACGGCUUCCAGGGAAAAGCGCUGACACCCUUUCCUCGAUUCAUUGCUGGCUCUCUGGCAGGCACAACGGCUGCCAUGUUAACCUACCCCUUGGAUAUGGUCCGUGCUCGAAUGGCUGUCACGCCGAAGGAGAUGUACAGCAAUAUUGUUCAUGUCUUCAUCCGAAUAUCCCGAGAGGAAGGAUUGAAGACAUUGUAUAGGGGAUUUACACCAACCAUCCUUGGAGUGAUUCCGUAUGCUGGGCUUAGCUUCUUCACCUACGAGACGUUGAAGAAACUACAUGCAGAUCACAGCGGGAAAUUGCAGCCAUCCCCUCCGGAGCGGCUUUUGUUUGGUGCCUGUGCAGGCUUGAUUGGCCAGUCAGCUUCUUACCCCCUGGAUGUGGUUCGCCGACGAAUGCAGACGGCGGGAGUUAUGGGACACACGUACAGUUCCAUCCUUCUCACCAUGCAAGAGAUUAUAAGAGAAGAGGGACUAAUCCGUGGCUUGUACAAAGGACUCAGCAUGAACUGGGUCAAAGGUCCAAUUGCAGUGGGAAUAAGCUUCACAACCUUUGACCUGACGCAGAUCCUUCUCCGUAAAUUACAGCACAGCACUAAUGUUGAAAGGUAGUAGCUUAAUCCCCACAGCCCUUGCUGGGGAAAAGUACAACACGUGUAGAAAGAGCAAUGCUAGCGUUCCCUCACUUUGUACAUGCUGUCCUGCAGCUGAGAACUUACCUUUCUUGUUUGUUUGUUUGUUUUUUCUGUUGUUGUUUUUUUCUUUUUAAUGAGCCUCUGAGUUAUUUGGAAACCUCGACCUGAAAAUAACCCUUUCCCAAACAAAAUUCUUCUUACAAUUCUGCAGAACUGAGUCCUUUAAAGUAGCUGCCUCACCCUUCUGUUUUACUCUUUGAUACCAGGAGUGGAGCCUCUCAAACAAACAUGUGCUGCUGCUGGCUCCUCACCUGGUCUCUGCGGGCAGAUGAAGUGGUGGAUGAUGAAAGAGAGGACUCGGUGCUGUUGGAAUAAACCCCUGAAUCUGGGAAGUGACUGCUGCUCCUGGUAGGCAGUUCUUAGUUACUGACCACGUGUUAGCUGGAGGCAGUCUGCCAAGUGCAAUAUUCCAGGUAGUCUGCAGGGAAUUCCAGAUUCCUCUGACCUGCAAGCAUCGGUCUCCGUAAAACAGGACACAGCAGGAUUUAACAG
Gavia stellata (red-throated loon) is the source of this 1620-nucleotide messenger RNA. It is a transcript of the gene SLC25A42, whose product is annotated as solute carrier family 25 member 42. Gene Ontology annotation, cellular component: mitochondrial inner membrane. Bases 62 to 1045 code for a protein of 327 amino acids. The transcript has 8 exons. The record is from RefSeq and is a predicted model, not a curated record. Gene Ontology annotation, biological process: transmembrane transport. NCBI's taxonomy places the organism in Eukaryota, Metazoa, Chordata, Aves, Gaviiformes, Gaviidae.